Molecule: messenger RNA, 906 nt
Organism: Gregarina niphandrodes
Lineage: Eukaryota; Apicomplexa; Conoidasida; Eugregarinorida; Gregarinidae
Product: integrase core domain protein
Exons: 1
Biological process (GO): DNA integration
Molecular function (GO): nucleic acid binding
Source: RefSeq, a predicted model, not a curated record
AUGUUCAAUGACGUCCGCAACUUCGCCAAACAAUGCCUAACCUGCAUCAGGAGGAGGCACACGGCUAUCGACUUCGUCAGGGGCAACCUACUCUCAACUGGGCUGUUCGAGAUUGUCGCCUGCGACACCGUCGGCCCGAUAUGGUUCCAAAAGCGACAAUACUACCUCUUCACAUGCAUCGAUCACCUCAGCAAGUUCGCGAUCGCGGUCCCCCUCAACACCGUCCGAGCCGUAGAUCUCUGGGAAGCGUUCUACUGCAACUGGCUCAGCCUACUCGGGUCACCCCGAAAUCUGCUAAGCGACAACGCCUUCCGAGCCACCGAGUUCCAGGAACGAUGCCAAGGGCUAGGCAUCAACUGCCUGUUCUGCUCGGCGUACUACCCACAAGGGAACAGCGUCGUCGAAGCCUUCCACCAAUAUCUCAACCGCUCCAUCAGCUCCUUCACGUCGACGACCCCCUGGAGCUUCCCCGAGAUCGUCGCCUCCGCCAUGAUGGCAUACCGUUCCACCCCGCACCCUACAACCGGAGAAUCACCAUACAGGAUCGUCACCGGGGCUGACCUAGUACUCCCACACUUCCAACAGUGGCACAGAUACGAGAACCUCAUCCAAGACGUCGUUCCCCGCCUCCGGCUACUAGACACCUUCAGGCAAGACGCACUGGACCACACGCUCCGUACCAUCAGCCGACGACGAACGCCAACAACCAAAGAAAUCAAAGUGGGCGACACCGUCGUCAUGCUGCUACGAGGCAAACUCUUAGCCACGCUCCAAGAACGAUUCGGCUCCUCUAAACUCGUUCCGAACUGGUCCGAGCCCUGCCGAGUCACCGAGAUCAAGGGACACAAAGUCGUCGCCCAAUCCAUCUGGCACAAAGACCUAGUCUACGAAUCCCCGCUGUCCGAG